Molecule: messenger RNA, 1949 nt
Organism: Spirometra erinaceieuropaei
Lineage: Eukaryota; Metazoa; Platyhelminthes; Cestoda; Diphyllobothriidea; Diphyllobothriidae
Source: the annotation of a GenBank genome assembly
AUGAGCGACCUCCGUUUCCUUGUCGAUGCUGGUGCCGAGAUUUGUGUGAUCCCGCCUCCAAAGCGCCACCAUCUCAAGCCUUCGCAGUUUUCAUUGCAGGCUGCCAAUAGCACCACCAUCGACACUUAUGAUCAACGGUCGCUCACACUUGACGUCUGUCUUCGGCGACGUUUCCAGUGGGUCUUUGUGCAGGCCGACGUUAAAUCUCCCAUUAUAGGGCAGAUUUCCUAACUCAUUUUGACCUUGCAGUCGGCCUCAGGCAUCACAAACUUAUCGAUACCACAACUACACUCUUUACCGUAGGGAUUACUGCUUCUGAACCCUCGGUUACCAUCCAUUUAACCGUACCAAGCUCACCCUUUGCUGACAUUUUGAAGGACUACCCGUCCCUCACUAAGUUCUGUCAGUUCACCGGGGAAGUUCAGCAUACGGUUAAACACCACAUCAUCACCACGGGGCAACCUGCUUACGCUCAUCCUCGCCGUCUUCACCCUGAUAAACUUCGGAUAGCAAGGAACGAAUUUAAGCAUAUGAUGAACCUAGGAAUUAUUCGUCCUUCCUCCAGCCCAUGGGCUUCUCCCCUCCACAUGCUACCCAAGAAAUCCACUGAUGAUUGGAGACCAUGCGGCGACUAUCGCGCUCUCAACAGAGCCACUGUUCCCAACCGAUACCCGAUUCCCCAUAUGCAUGAUUUUUCUCACACGCUAGCCGGAAAAACUAUUUUUUCCAAAUUAGACCUCGUGAGGGCAUAUCCCCAAAUUCCGGUCGAGGAAGAAGACAUCCUCAAGACCGUCGUCACAACGCCUUUCGGUUUGUUCGAAUUCCUUUGCAUGUCGUUUGGUUUGCGCAACGCGGCCCAAUCCUUCCAACGCUUCAUCGAUGACAUCUUGCGGGGUCUCUCAUUCACCUAUGUCUACAUUGACGACCUACUCGUCGUAAGUUCUUCGACAGAGGAACAUGCCUCGCACUUGCGCCAGAUAUUCGAUCGUUUCCAGCAACAUGGUCUGCAAUUAAACGUCAACAAAUGUAUCUUUGACGUCUCUUCUCUAGAUUUCCUUGGUCACCACGUCAACCAGCAUGGAAUCACAUCGCUGCUAAAGAAGGUGCAGAGCAUCCUGUCAUUCCCUGUCCCCGAGACCCAAACUCAGCUGCGGCGUUUUAUAGAUCUUUUUAUCCCUCACUGUGCGGCGACUCUAGCUCCCUUAACUGACCUUCUUAAAUCUAAAUCAAGGCCCAUCGAACUUCCUCCAGCAGCUCACUCAGCCUUUGAGGCAGCUAAGAAAGCUCUUGCUGAUGCCACUUUCCUUCACUAUCUCAGCUCUGAUCCCCACGCACAGCUGAUCUUGACCACUGACGCUUCCAACAAUGCUGUCCGCGCAGUCCUGCAUCAACAGGUGAAUAGCCAGUUGCAGCCGCUGGCUUUCUUUUCACAGAAGCUACGACCGGCGCAGACUCGCUACAGUACUUUCUCUCGCGAACUCCUUGCCAUCUACCUGGCCAUUCGUCAUUUUCGACACCUCUUAGAGGGCAGAGAUUUUUCAGUUCACAGGGACCACAAACCUCUCACUUACGCCCUCAAGGCCAAGCCAGAUAGGUACUCGCCCAGGAAAGUUCGUCAUCUGGACUAUAUAUCGCAGUUCACGGCAGAUAUCCGCUACAUCCGAGACAGCGACAAUGUCGUUGCUGAUACAUUAUCCCGUCCGGACGUCAACACACUUACAUCCGAUUUCGACCUUGCGAAACUUGCAGACCUACAAUCCAUUGACGACCUGCGUACUACUACUACUCUGCAACUUCGAGAUGCACCACUUCCCGCAUCACCAGGCACGAUUUUGUGCGAAUGGUCCACAGGCGCCCCUCGACCUGUUGUUCCACUGUCCUUCCGCAAGACAGUGUUUGGCCAUUUCCAUUCUCGGCACAUCCUGGCAUCCGCGCUUCUCGUAAGCUAA